Molecule: messenger RNA, 483 nt
Organism: Cylindrotheca closterium
Lineage: Eukaryota; Bacillariophyta; Bacillariophyceae; Bacillariales; Bacillariaceae
Source: the annotation of a GenBank genome assembly
AUGUUCAGUCAACGAUUCUCGACACUUUCACGUUCCAUCAUUGCGGGCAAGAAGUUCGUGGUUCCCUCUACUUCGACAAGCGUUUCCAGUUACCUCUCCCAUAAUCACCGGUGUUUUUCUUCAGCUCCAAACCCGCUGGAUGCAUUCCGAGACUCGGUCGAUCGACAAACACGGGCUAGCGAACCAGUAGGACGACCUUGGUCAGUGAAGGAGCUCCGUCGCAAGUCUUACGACGAUCUGCACAAGCUUUGGUAUGUACUAUACCUGGAACGAAACAUGCUAUUGACGGAGCAGCAGCUGUCAAGAACUCGACAACUUAUAUUCCCACAACCGCAGCGAAUGAAGAAGGUUCAGAAGAGUAUGGCUGCCAUCAAGCAAGUGCUUGGGGAACGAAAGCGUUCAAAGAUUGCUAGCUUUCAAGAAUCUAGAAUGGCGGAGGAAAUGGCUGCAAAUGCAGAAGAGGCCAAUGAAGUUAUGGAGUAA